This is a messenger RNA of Ostrea edulis (European flat oyster), 1828 nucleotides long. RefSeq lists its product as uncharacterized. NCBI's taxonomy places the organism in Eukaryota, Metazoa, Mollusca, Bivalvia, Ostreida, Ostreidae. The transcript is spliced from 2 exons. The record is from RefSeq and is a predicted model, not a curated record. The annotation marks the transcript as partial.
GUAACGAACUUAGCACUUGGAAAGCCAGUUUCUGGAAGUUCCUUAUUACAAAGGUACAAUGUAGCAUGGGAAUAUGCUAUCGAUGGACGAACGCAUUCCAAUCUAUUAUUUCACACCGGUUAUGAACUUUACCCGUGGUUGACUGUGACACUGGGAGGACUAAGCAUCGUGAAGAGCAUGACACUCUAUAACAGGAACGAUGAAAACGGUCAUUGGCUGCAUAACGUUGAAACCAGGGUUGGGAUCACCACUUACUGGGCUCAGAUGUCCACUUGUGGAACGUUCGUGGGACCUAGUGUGACGGGAGGAGUUCAUGUCAUCAAGUGUGGGAAACUCUUGUAUGGAAUGUUCGUCACCGUGAAAAUUGUCAAACCAAACUACAUAACAGGCAACUUCCACGCCAGUGGCGGAAAAAAUUCUAUGGUGUUGGAGGAAGUUGUUAUCGCUGGAAUCGUGGCGUGAGACUGUGAAAUCAACUGGAUCGAUCCCACCACCGUCCAAAAUUCUAUCAAAGUCUUAGAAUAAUUACAUACAUGUAAAUGAAAAACAAAAUUUUACAAAAAUCCUACAAAUACUUGGAUGUUGUUACAAUUGAUGUAAAAGUACCCAUUUAUACAAACUUUCAUGCAUAUUUGGUAAAAUAUUUACCUCAUUUGAUAGGGGGUUUUGUUUGGCAUAUAACGAUUGGGCAAACACGAACUCUUGGAUAUGUCUAUUUGAUAUAUCCCUGUGAGCUCGAAAAAAGGAAACCACAGAGUCGUUCACUUCUGUUUCAUACUUAGAUAUUUUAGCGAAAGUAAACAUUAACGGCAAACUGACAACUCAACUGUAUGACAAACGGGAUGAGUUCAGCUUCUCCAUCGUCAACUUCCCAUAUUUAUGUAGCAAUAUUCCAUUAUCACCUGCACAUAUAUCAACUGAUUCAAUAUGCAAGAGCUUGUUCUGCCUAUAGUCAGUUUUUGAAUCGAGGUAAGCUACUGACAAACACGUUAAUGGUACAGGGGUUUCAAAAGUCUCGAUUGAAGUCAGCAUUUCGCAAAUCCUAUGGUCGUUAUAACUAUCGAGUUCGUCAAUACAACCUAUCAUUGGGUCAAAUGCUGUCUGACGUGUUUCAUACCGAUUGUUAAGCCGUUCUUGGCACACUGAUUUUGACUGCGGAUAACUCCGUUUACCGGAUCAGGAUAUAGGGCUCACGGUGGGUGUGACCGGUCAACAGGGGAUAUUUACUCCUCCUAGGCUCCUGAUCCCAUCUCUGGUGUGUCCAGGGGUCCGUGUUUGCCAAACUAUCUAUUUUGUAUUGCUUGUAGGAGUUAUGAGAUUGAUCAUUGUUCGUUAUCUUCACCUUUCAUAUACCAUAAGUAGCAUCAGUCGGUAUCUUUAUUUGUUUUCCAUCACUACUUUAACUUUGAUAUAAUUUCUUGCGACGUUUUCAAUAAAAAGAAUUCAUAAUUGAUAUAGAAUUAGGUGACCAAAAACUACGGUCAAUAUUGAUUUUCAAUCUUUUAAGUCUACUAUUUAAUCAUUGUGAUAAGUUUGAAACGUAUUUAAUAUAGAUUUAGACUUUCAUAUUCUCUACAAGGGUAGUUGAUGGUGAAAGAAUGGCACUUAUACGAAUAUUGCGAGGUUGAAUACUACAGCGGACCUUCACUUGAAAUGUAAAAAAAACUUUCGACAUGACACAAGUUCUUACAAUUUUUUGAACGCAUAACUGUAGCACUAUACAGACAGGUUUUGGUUUCUUUAUUUGUUGUUUCAAAAUCCAUUCGAGCUAAAGGAAGGUAGUUAUUUUUCAAAGGAAGACAGCAAUGUAUUAUUGGCGUCUGUUUGU